AUGAAAAAAUUUGAUUAAUAUAUUCAGAUUUAUGGAUUAGUGAUAAUAGCUUUUUCAUAUAUAUCUGUUUUAAAUUCAAAUAAACAUGAUAGUAAUCUUGUUAAAAUAAGUGAAACCGGGGCUUGCAUCAAACAUAUUUUACCUAAAUACUAUGCAACUGCAAAUUAAGGAAAAUCUGAAAAAGAUCUUGAUUAUAAAUAGUUGAGAAUAAAUUUUGGAAAUUAUAGCGAUUAUGAAUUUCAAUAAUACAUAGGGAAAGGAGCAUCAGGUCACGCUUAUUUAGGAUUAUAAAAAUCAACUAAGAAUAAGGUUGUGAUUAAGACAUUCAAGAGUCUUAGAUGGAGUAGCAUAAAAAGAGAAAUUGUGUUUAUGCAAAUAGUUUAAGGACAUGACUUAAUAUCACCAUUAGUAGAUGUUAUAAAAAACAAUAAUAUUGUAUCAUUAGUAUAUAAUAGAUAUAUAGUCUUUCCAACAUCCUAAUUGAUAAAAACAAUGACAGAUAAUGGUAAUAAAUUAUUUCUUUAUCAGACUUUAAAAGUAAUUAAAUUAUAUAAUUAAGGCUUUGGAUUAUGUUCAUUCUAAAGGAGUAAUUCAUGGAGAUAUUAAACCAGGAAAUAUAAUUGCAAAUCCAAACAAAAAAUUAUUUAAAUUAAUAGAUUGGGGAUUGAGUAUGUAUUAUGUACCAGGUAGACCAAAAAAUCCAUCAGUUGGAACUAAGUAUAAUUAUUAAUGAUACAGAUCUUAUUAAUCUCCAGAAAUAUUAUUGAGAUACCAAUAUUAUGAUUAUUAAAUAGAUGUAUAUGCAGUUGGUUUCAUGUUUUCUUAGAUGGUAACAAUAAUAACAUAAUUAUUAAAAGAUAUUUAAAGAGAAUAAUCCAUUUAAAGGAACUAAGAAAUUAGGGAAAGAGAAGAUCUAAUAUAUACAUCGAAUAGCAAGAGUUUUUGGAACAGAAGGUUUAAAGGAAGUAGCAAAAAAAAUGAAUUCUAAUUUUGAUUUUAAUGAUUUUCCAGAUUACUAACCUGUCAAUUUAAAUAAAUUUAUUAAUUCUAGUAAUUAAUAAUAUUGUUAAUCUGAGGCUUUGGAUUUAUUAUAGAAAAUGAUGCAUUAUGAUGCAGUAAAAAUAGAAUAUAAAUUAUAUUAGAAAAAAAGGAUAACACCAAAGGAUGCAUUAAAACAUUAAUAUUUUGAUUCUAUAAGACAUUAAUUUGAAUGA
Paramecium sonneborni is the source of this 1214-nucleotide messenger RNA. The record is from the annotation of a GenBank genome assembly. Lineage: Eukaryota; Ciliophora; Oligohymenophorea; Peniculida; Parameciidae.